Laetiporus sulphureus 93-53 is the source of this 610-nucleotide messenger RNA. RefSeq lists its product as uncharacterized. The transcript has a single exon. The coding region runs from base 25 to 438 and encodes 137 amino acids. The record is from RefSeq and is a predicted model, not a curated record. NCBI's taxonomy places the organism in Eukaryota, Fungi, Basidiomycota, Agaricomycetes, Polyporales, Laetiporaceae.
GUGACACCUGCUUUCCACGCGGAGAUGCGUCUGAUAAUCUCUCUGGAUUCCAGCAAGGAGGAGUCGUCCGAGCAAGUCCGGCCCAUUGGCUGCAGCAAACGUAGCUGCCUCUGUUGCUGGCAUUGGAUCAAUUCUUACAAUCUCGUACACCAUACCACGUGGAUGACGGGUGGUUCUCACGGCAAACCAUACAUGAAUUGGGCACUAUCGAAUGACAUCCCGGUUGAUCUGAAGGUUGUCGCUGCUAUGCGCAUGAGGGUCCUUGAUACUUUGAAAUGGAUGGAAGGAUGGCAGAGACGUCCCUCAGAUGAACAUGCGAGUAGUUCGGGAUCCAGCCCUGAUUCUGAAGAGCCGGUCGACUGGAAAGCGUUGACGGAACGCUACGUUGAAUAUGAUGUAGGACACUCAGACACUGCUACUCCCGCACAAGGCGUUUAGUUCCGGAUAAGUCACCAGAUUUUCGGAGGACGUCGACAGAUACCUUGCUUGAGGGGAAUGGCGAUAGCUGAUACGAAUUCCUAGAAGACGAAGAGUUCAGUGUGUAUACGCAUGCUCAAGAAUAUGAAUAAGAGAAGUUGUAAAUACAACAGUCGAGUUACCGAACAUUGUC